AUGGCUUCCGCAGUGCUCCCGGGACGUCCGGGAAACCUAACCUCCGAGCAGGAGGAGAAAUUGCGCAAGCUCUGGGCCUCCAUCUUCCAGCUCUGUGGUGUCGCCGACGAGGACAGCUCCAGUGCUGCCGAGAUUCUUACCCCGAAGAACAAGGAAGAGACCAAUGUGGCCGAAGCCGACGCCCCUAAGAAGAAGCGGUUUGGCGUUUUCCGGAAGAACCGCGGUGACUCCAAGUCCGGAACCUCAACUCCAACAUCCACCGAUUCUCCCGCAGCCGGCGAGGAUGACAAAUAUGGCCAGACGAAACACUUCUACGAGACGUUGGCUAACGAGACCCCCGAGUCUAUUCGCGCCACCAUAUGGGACAUGGUCAAGCACGACCACCCCGAUGCCUUGGUUCUGCGCUUCCUCCGAGCGCGCAAGUGGGAUGUGGAGAAGGCUCUCGUGAUGCUCGUGUCAACAAUGAACUGGAGGCAUACAGACAUGCACGUUGACGAUGACAUCAUGAAGAAUGGUGACAGCUUCGCCAUUGAGGAUGAGAAGACUAGUUCCUCCACGAAGCAGGUCAGCCAAGAUGUCAUGGCCCAGCUCCGCAUGGGUAAGAGUUUCUUGCAUGGAACCGACAAGAAUGGUAGACCGAUUUGCGUUGUUCGCGUCCGGCUGCAUAAGCAGGGCGAACAAUGCGAGGCGAGUCUCGAGCGAUACACCGUCUACAUUAUUGAGACGGCACGUAUGGUCCUCCAGCAACCUGUUGACACUGCCUGCGUCAUCUUCGACAUGACGGGCUUCUCCAUGGCCAACAUGGAUUAUACUCCUGUCAAGUUCAUGAUUAAGUGUUUCGAAGCAAACUAUCCUGAGUCUCUUGGAGCAGUCCUUGUUCACAAGGCCCCGUGGGUUUUUCAAGGCAUCUGGAAGAUUAUCCGUGGCUGGCUGGACCCUGUUGUGGCGAGUAAAGUGCACUUCACCAACAACAGGACGGAGCUGGAGGAAUUUAUCGAGCCCAGCCACAUAAUUAAGGAGCUCGAGGGCGACGAGGAUUGGGAGUACAAGUACAUUGAGCCGAUUGCUGGUGAGAAUGACAAGAUGAAGGAUACUGCAACGCGGGAACGCCUUCUCGAGUCACGCGAGGAGCUCGUCAAGAAGUUUGAACACGCCACGCGGGAAUGGAUUCGCAACUCAGAGGGAGACCAGGCCAAGGACAUCAAGGCUGAGCGAGAGAAGCUGGCACAGCAACUGAGGGCGGAUUACUGGGUCCUCGAUCAAUAUAUUCGAGCGCGGACGCUCUACGACCGUCAGGGAGCAAUCCAGGGUGGUGGAAAGACGGAUUGGUACUCAGCACCCAAGGCAGCGGUGCCCCCAGCGCCAGUGCCCUCGACUUCGGCCGACGAUGUAGACUAA
This is a messenger RNA of Ilyonectria robusta, 1398 nucleotides long. RefSeq names its product CRAL-TRIO domain-containing protein. Lineage: Eukaryota; Fungi; Ascomycota; Sordariomycetes; Hypocreales; Nectriaceae. The transcript has 3 exons. The record is from RefSeq and is a predicted model, not a curated record. The coding region runs from base 1 to 1398 and encodes 465 amino acids.